Messenger RNA from Phoenix dactylifera (date palm), 3239 nucleotides. Lineage: Eukaryota; Viridiplantae; Streptophyta; Magnoliopsida; Arecales; Arecaceae. The record is from RefSeq and is a predicted model, not a curated record.
UUCGCUUUCCGGCUGUUCUUUUCAUCAAAUGGGUUCUACUAGUAGAAGCUCAGCGCUUCCUCCAUUCCCACGGUUCCAAGCCGGAAGCCCUAGUCCUCGAUCUCACCUUCCACUGCAAGUCCUUAUAGGUAGGCUUCUCAAAUGCCGUGGUGGAGUCUCUGAAGAGCGCUCCGUGCGAAAUCAGAGCAUCUCCAGGGUAGGGCUUCCUUCUGUGAUUGUACUUAUUCUGGGCACCAGAAAAUUCGAUCAAUCUGCCAAGGGAUAGUGUUCAUAUCUAGAGGAAUGAUGGGGGGCUUAUUGCAGUUUUUUGACUUCAGUCAUGCUAUCAUGUCUCGGAAGUUUUUGAUGCAUAAGAAGAACAAUGACGGCCUUGAAGCACCUAGGAAUAGUUUGGAGUUUCCCAAGGAAGCAUCUCAUAGUUAUCAUGACAUUCCUGAAGACAUUCCAUAUUCCUUCCAGGUGAAGCAGCACUCAGCAAAAAUGAACUCUUUUUCUAAUGGAGCUCCAGUAGAGAAGUUGAUAGACCAGGAGAUAUCUACCAGAAAAAAUGACAGAUGUAAUAGACCCAGCAUUGUUGCUCGUUUGAUGGGCAUGGAUACAAUGCCAUCUGAAAUUAAGCCAAUAAGCCAUGUUAGGGAAAGGAAGGAUGAGAAAUCAAUGCCAAGACAGGAGCCCAAUGAAAUUGUACCGACUCAUAAAACCUCACUUAUCGCAACACCCUUCAAGCAAACAAAACAAGAAAUACGUCCCUAUGACAUUGAGCAAGAUUUCAGCCGAUCCACCAAAAGCCUCAAUUUCAGAAAACCACAAUCGCGAGAACAUCCUCAAGAAGAAAUACUGCAGAAAUUCAAGAAAGAAUUUGAGGCUUGGCAAUCAUCCAGAACAUGGGAGCAUUCAAGAACCCUUGAUUUGGGAAAUGAUCUUGAGCAGGGAAAUAUGCAAGUUCUUGCACAAGGCAAUCUCAACAGAGAAAAAAUGGCUAGUUUUGUGGAUUCUAAAAGAAAAUUGUCCUUCAAGGAGACUGCAAAGCCCAAAGAUUAUGUGUCAACAGCUAGACUGAAAAAGGAUACACUACAUGGAGGUGUUCCAACAAAUGAAGGAGUUAUGACUAAACGGAGCCAAGCUAUCUUAAGAAAUGAUAUUGCUUUGAGGAACAGUGCAAAAACUAAUCUUGCACACAUACCUCUUGCUAAUUUUGAUAAAAAAAAGGGUAGAUCCUCUUCACCUGCAAAGAUAGUGAUUCUUAAACCAUGUUCUGAAAGAAGUGAUGAUAUCGAAGAGUCUUUGGUAAGCUCACGUGACAUAAUAGAAAAAGAAAAUAAUAUGCAUGACUUUCUGGAAGAGGUAAAAAAAAGGCUCAAUUUUGAAAUCCGAGGAAAGUCUAGACAUGAUACAACAGCCAGAUGGACUAAUGUUGACACUUACUCUAGCGAGAGAUCAAUUGACCCAAAACAAAUAGCGAGAGACAUAGCAAAACAAAUAAGAGAGACUGUUGCUAAUGACUUCAGGAAUACAUUGGUUUGGUCAGACUCAACAGGGUCACAUAGAAGCAAAGCCCAAUUCAAUGGACCAAGUUCUCCAGCAUUCUUCAAGAGAGACGCAGGAAAAUUGUCAUCAGACAGACAGAAGAAUGUCCUAAGAAAUGAUACAGAUAUUAAAACUCCUCUGACUGCCAAUGGAAGGCCAGGUACUUCAGUCCCAAGGAAGGAAGCUAUGAGAUUGAGACCAACAUAUGAUCUCCCAAAGAAAGGCAGAAAGGAAAUAUGUUGGGAAGAUAAGAAAGCUCUCACUGAAACAAAAACUAGAUGUUUUAGACAUGAAAAUGAGAAGAGUGUGGCAUUUGAUUCUGAGGCAGUGUCACCUAGGUACCUUGUCAGAUCCCACUCUGCUCCAAUAUCUGGAACAACUUUUCGGAAGAAUCUUUUAGAGGACCAGCAUUUAUUGACUGGGGCUCACAAUUGUAGAAAGCAUGACGGAUAUGCACCUACUUCAGAAGAAGGGAGAAGACGUAAGAAAACUGGCUUUAACUUUAAAAGCAGAGUUUCAAAUUUUAAAGGUAAGUUCUUUGGGAAGAAGAUCCACUCCAUGGAUGAAAUGGCUCAGGAUGAUAUUCCUUAUGUGAAGAGUGUUGCAACCGCACCAUCUGGUGUCUUGAAUAUACGCAUCGCACAGGAAAACUCUACCGAGGUGCCACCAAGCCCGGUAUCAGUGUCCAGCAGCUCGUUUGAUGAGAUUUGUAGGCCAAGUUAUCCAAGUCCGGUUUCCCCAUUGGAGGGUCCUUUUGCAGAAGACUGCUCAUCCUCGCAAGUUUUUGGGGAGCUAAGCUCAGAACUUCCUGAGAUGAAGAAUCUGCUGGAACAAGGUGACAAUAAUGCAACUGAGAAAGUAGCAACUGAGGGAAGGCUGGAUGAGGAUGAAGCAGUUGAGGCAGAAGACCCUGCAAAAGCUUACAUAAGAGAUGUCCUUGUCACUGCUGGGCUGUAUGAGGGUCAGCGCUAUGAUCAAGUCUUCUCAAGGUGGAUUCCUCUGACAAAACCAAUUUCUCAGUGGGUGUUUGAGAAAGUAGAGGAGUUAUAUGAUAAAAAUUGGAAGGUGAAUGAUGGAGAACCUCUACUCCAUAAUGGUAACGCCAAUGUAGGUCACAAGAUGCUGUUUGAUUUAAUUAAUGAAGCAUUGCCCAGGGUUAUUCAAACUACAAUGACUAGUUCUACAUUCAAGACUUGGAUUCUUGGUCCCAAGAGAUUGCCACAUGGGAAAAAACUGUUGGAUGACGUGUGGCGCCAGAUGGAAAUACACACAAACCCCCAAAGGGAUGCUUCUUAUUCUCUGGAUAACCUUGCAGCCAGGGAUCUGAGUAUGAAUCCUUGGUCUGGUGUAUUGCAUGACGAUAUUGAUGCAAUGGGAAUGGAAAUGGAAUGCAUAAUUCUAGGGGAGUUGAUUGAUGAAUUUAUGUGGGAUAUAUGCUCGUACACAUAGGUGGAUGAGCUGGUUGCAAGCAUGGCACCAUAUUCAAUUUUGCUAGUGAUGGCUGUAGGUGUACAUACCCCGAACCUUACAUCAAUGCACGAGUGUUAAUGAUGGAUAACACCUUGUCAGAUUUGUCAAUGGUCAGUCAGUUCCUGUACUGAGAUAAUAUGUAUGUAGAGAUUAGUAUAAAAGAAGAUUACAAGAUUGAGAGAAUGGUUACCAGUACUCAAUUGGUGCUAAAUAAUAAAAUGAUGUCUAAUUCCUUUUAUAUU